AGGAAGUCAGUCUAACUUCCGGUCAAAAAUAGGCAUGGCGUCUCCGUCAGAUCCCAGUAGUUGUCGAGAUCAAGAUGCGGAACGUCUUUCCCUUAACCCUAUCUUGACCCAGCAGUCGGGCGUGGAAGCAGGAUGUCCUGUUGAGGCAGAUGCUCAUUACGAUCCCGGUAAAACCCUAAUUCUGGAAUCGGCGGUGGACGAUCCCGGUAACCCCUCGGAUCCCGAAGAAUCCGACGCCCGGGAUCAGCAACAGGAACCAUCGAUUGAAGAAGGUAGGAACGAGGAAGACGACAUGGAAGCUACGGCGGCGGCGGACUCGCAAGUCGUAAGCUCCUCCUCCGUUGCCCGCCGCGGCGGUGGGGCGAAGCGGAAGAAGGGCAAUCUUAAGAAGAAACGCACUCUGGGGAAGUCUCAGAAGAAGCUCGAGGUACUUAUCGAGUCCUUAAGUCCCGUUCCUUUCGUGCCGGUCAAAACCCUAGAUUUUGCUCGUCAUGAGAAGCUCUUGAAGGUGCUGGGUUUGUGGGAUUUUGUGCAUUUGGAGUUUGACCAGACUAUCCGUCGUGAUCUCGUGGCGCAGCUUAUCGCGUUUUAUAGCCAAGAGGGUAGGUGUAGCUAUGUAAAUGAUGCUAGGAUUAAUGUUAACCGUGCUGAUUUGGCUCGCGCGUUGAAGUUGCCCAGUAAGAAAAAAGACUGGGUUGUUAAUCCAGAUGAGGCAAAAGACAUACUGGAAUCUGAUGAAUCGAUCAAGUUUAUUGAAGAUUUGGUUUCUACUUGGAUUCUACUUCAAGGGGAUGAUACGUGGAUGAUGCCAAAAGAGUUGGUGGACUGGGACAAGUGUAUCAAGGAGAAGCAAUUGGAUAAGGUGGACUUUGCCGGGAUGUUCUGGUUGAUGGUUGAGAAGGAGCUGAAGGCUGACCCGCCUUUGGGUGAUUGUUACUAUGCAUCGCAUAUGCAGCUGGUAAUAAAAUCCCAGAAAGAAGAUUUACUGAAGGAACAGCCGGUGGAGGAGCCUGAUCAUGUGAAGCAGGUUGAUUUGGAGGUGAAGGAGGAGGACGAUAGUGUUGCAGACUCUAAAAUGGAUGAUGGAGGUGGCGAUUUGAAGGAAGAUAAGUUCUUGGAGGAACAUACAAUUGAACUGAAUCUCGGGCAAGAGACUGUGUCUGAAAUGAUUGCUGAGGAGGAGCCUCAUCCUGGUGAGGAACAACCUAUGGAUUUUGAGGAAACCAAGAAAGAAGAGGAUGAUGGAUGGCUUUGGAAUGCAAACAGCAAUGUGGGUCCGCAUUUUAUUCGUCCAUGUGAUGUUGGCGGUGCUACGGAACAAGAUGAAGAGAAUAAAACGGAAGGAUACAGAGACGGGGGAGAAGACGAAAUUAUCGAAGAUGCAGUGGAGGAGGAGGAGGAUGAAGAUAGAGAAAAACAUGAAGGGUUUCCUCUAUUCCCCAACGGUGAUACUCCGCAUGGAGUUGCACAGGAAAAUCUUAUGCUGGGAGAUGCAUCUCCUUUAGGUUAUAGCUCGGGGUUGCAAAUCCAUGGCAAUGCAACUGGUGGUUUCCUUGGAUCUAAAAUUGAUAUGCACAUGGUUCCAGGUAGUUCUUCCCAUUUUGGGAAUGGCAACAAGAGGGAUAUCGAUCACGAGAAUGAUAUUUCUUACCAUUCUCAUAACCCUGGCACCAAGAGGUUGAGAACUGAUGAACACUCCUGGGAUGACAAGCCAAUGGAUGUUCAUAUGUGCCUAGACCAGAUGGAGCACUGGCUUAAUAAAACUAGGUUGGUGUAUGCAGAAAAAGAACGGAUUUUAACAGAAUCUAGUAUGCACCAUGAGUUUCUGAUGACUGAACUGCAGAGGAGGGAGACAAUGAUUCAUCAAUUGCAUGAAGCGCAACAGAGAAAGGAUUUAGAAAUCUAUAAGCUCGAGAAUGAACUUCGGAUGAUGGGUAGUGUUUUGGAAGGUUACAGAAAGGCUUUGAAAGAAACACAGAAGGCAUCUAGAGAGCACAUGAUACGCUGCCCUUUGCGUGAUGAACCGAUAUACAAGGAUGUGAAAGGGUCAGGAGGUUUAGUCCUGACCGCUGCUGAAAUCGAAAGGCAGCGAUUGAAGCAAGAAGAAGAAGACAGGAUUAGACGGAAUUCAAUAGAGAGACAGAUAAACGAGUUUGCAAAUGGCUGGUGUGAAAAAUUUGAAGGACAUGACAAGGAAGUCCAGUUGCUAGGAGAUAAGCUGACCGAGCUAGAAAAUAAUGUGAAGCUCGUUAAAGAAUCUUUUUCAAAGCGCGAGAUUUCGGACAAACCUGAAUGUGAUGCAACAGCUGAAGCUUGAUAAGCUCAGAAGUUGCUUGGAUGAAGGCUAACAUCUUUUGGCGGUUCGAGCAAUUUCAUCUUAUGAGAAAUUCUCUUAACCAGCAGGCCAUGGUUAGAGGAUCAUCAUACUGCUCUUAAAAAAGGGUAUAUUAGAUUGAUAAAGGAAGAAACCGAUCCAAAGUCCGGCAAAAAUGUACUGUCAAUAGUGGUUUUAGCCACUUCAAGAAUCGGAAUCAGAUGGAUCUUGAGUUAGGAUUUUGUCUUGCCCUUUUAAGACAGGGUAGUAACUGAUGAAAUCCAAACAGUGUUUAAACUGAGUAGUUGAACCUUCAUGAUCUUCUUCAAAUUCUUUUUGUAUAAUUGAUGUAGUUUUUGCUUUUGU
This is a messenger RNA of Tarenaya hassleriana, 2680 nucleotides long. RefSeq lists its product as uncharacterized. The record is from RefSeq and is a predicted model, not a curated record. The coding region runs from base 35 to 2317 and encodes 760 amino acids. The transcript is spliced from 2 exons. Lineage: Eukaryota; Viridiplantae; Streptophyta; Magnoliopsida; Brassicales; Cleomaceae.